AUGAAUAAUAUCAACCAAUUGAUUGUUAAUGUUGAUUAUUAUGAUAUUAUUAUUGAUUUUAGAGUCAAAUUAGUUCAGAUCGUUGCUGAAUGUAAGAAAAGAUUCGAAGCUUUCAAAGCAGACUCUUCAAGUUUACCAUCAGAUAUUCGUUCUACAGUACUUGCUACAAUCGUAAAGAAUGGUGGUGAAGCUGAUCAACAAAUCAUCAUUGAUCAAUAUCUUAAAUCUUCUUUAGUUGCUGAAAAGAAUUCUUACCUUUUGGUACUUGCUUUGGCUCCAAAAGAGGAAUUGGUUGAAAAAGCCCUCAAUUUCGCUUUAUCUCCAUCCGUUAGAAGUCAAGAUAGUUAUAUGGUUUUCUUUACCCUUCCAAAUCGUGUUCGUCAAUUCGCUUGGGCUUACUUUACCAAAAACUUUAAUCAAAUCGAUGAAACCUUUAAUAACUCUCCUUUGUUUGGUCGUAUCAUUGGUAGUUGUCUCACCUCUAAAAUGGAUGAUUCUCAAUACAAUGAAGUCGUCAACUUUUUCAAAGAUCAUCCAGUUCCAAUUGCUGAUCGUUCAAUUAAACAAGAUUUAGAAAUGGUUACAAUUAAUUCAAAUUGGUUCAAAGCUUUUAAUCAAGAUUUAUCAAAUUGGAUUCAAUCAAAAUAA
Molecule: messenger RNA, 648 nt
Organism: Dictyostelium discoideum AX4
Lineage: Eukaryota; Evosea; Eumycetozoa; Dictyosteliales; Dictyosteliaceae
Exons: 2
Coding region: 1-648 (215 amino acids)
Source: RefSeq, a predicted model, not a curated record